Molecule: messenger RNA, 3074 nt
Organism: Cyprinus carpio (common carp)
Lineage: Eukaryota; Metazoa; Chordata; Actinopteri; Cypriniformes; Cyprinidae
Product: serine protease 12
Biological process (GO): proteolysis
Cellular component (GO): membrane
Molecular function (GO): serine-type endopeptidase activity
Source: RefSeq, a predicted model, not a curated record
GAUUUCACACCGACAGUGAUGCCCAGCCUCUCACUCAAACAAUGAGACUGGAACUUUAAAAAAAAAAAACAAUUUAUUUGCAAUAUAGCUACUAUUUUGGUCUUUCUGCACCUUGACACUCGACAUCAUUAUUGAUUUAGAUCUUCUUUUGUGAAACUUCUAAUCACCGGUGACUCAAUCAUCAAUAAGCAUGAGUCUUUAUUCGCCGGUUCCUCUUGUACUGAUCCGCGUCUGAGCUGCUCACACAACAGCCAAAAGACAAGAUGAGACAACUCAAGGACCCUGUCUCCACAUAGACUGGAGAGGAACUGUUAUCGUUGUUAUGGUUAUGCUGACAGUGGUUGAUCCUGAUGGAUGUGAGAUGUCGGUUUCUCGUCACCGUCUGCUCGCUGCUGCUCAUCGCGCGCAGUGACGGCUCUCCGUUCACCGACUGUAUUCAGAGCAAAGGCAAAGCGGGCUUUUACGAGGGAUCCAUAGACUCGACCGAGUCAGGCGUGAAAUGCAUGAACUGGAGCGAUGUGCCCGGUGUUAUAGAGCGGUAUCCGGGGAAAGGACUCGGGGGUCAUAGUUUCUGCCGAAACCCGGACGGAAGAAUUCGUCCCUGGUGUUUCUUUCCAAACACCCGGGGACGCAUGGACUGGGGCUACUGCGACUGCAAGCAAGGUUCUUUGCGACUGCAGGGAGGCAGAUCCAAGUUGGAAGGUACAGUAGAAGUGUAUCUGAAUGGUGUGUGGGGAUCCAUCUGCAGUAACGGCUGGGAUGAGCGAGAUGCCGCUGUGGUGUGUCGACAGCUGGGACAGGGCUAUAGAGCGCUUGCACGUGUGAGUCCUCUGUCCCGUCUGGUGGUGUCUGUAGUUCACUGGCAGUCCGUGGACUGUGAGGGACAGGAAGAGGACUUACUGCAGUGCAGUCACACCGUCUGGAACGGGGGAGAGUGUGUUAACCGUCAGGCAGCUGCUGUCUCCUGCACGCCAGUGGAGGCUUCAGUGUUUGUCCCAGUACGUCUGUCUGGUGGGCCGUCAGCAUAUGAGGGCAGAGUAGAGGUGUUUCAUGCAGGACAGUGGGGCACAGUGUGUGAUGACCAAUGGGAUGAUAAUGACGCUGAGGUGGUCUGCAGGCAGCUGGGGUUGGGGGGCAUUGCUAAGGCUUGGGUGGGAGCAUAUUUCGGUGCAGGCUCAGGGCGAGUAUUAUUGGAUGAAGUGAGCUGCACAGGAAAUGAGCUUUCCAUAGAGCAGUGUCCAAAAACCGCCUGGGGGGAGCACAACUGUGACCACACAGAGGAUGCUGGAGUGUCCUGCAUCCCACUCACAGAUGGUGCGGUGCGUCUGGUUGGGGGUGUGAAGGGUUGUUAUGAGGUUGUGUGGGGGACCGUGUGUGACACAGGCUGGACACAGACCAACACGCAGGUCGUUUGCAGACAGCUGGGCUUCAGAUCAGGGGAGAGUGUGUCAGCAGGGCGGUUCGGGGUUGCGGCAGGUCCCAUUCUCCUGGGUGAUGUCAGGUGUAUAGGAAAAGAGCCCACAGUCACACAAUGCAGCUGGAGGGGCUGGUUCAAACACAACUGCACUCACAACCAAGACGUAGCCAUUGUCUGCAACUCCCAACGCUCCAGGGACAGAGUGCCCACCAGUGUACCUGUGAGACUGGUGGGCGGAGAGAAUGAGAGAGAGGGGCGUGUCGAGAUCCUGGUGGGUGGCCAGUGGGGGACGGUUUGUGAUGACGGAUGGACGGAUCGGGAUGCAGAGGUGGUGUGCAGACAGCUGGGUUACAGUGGGCUGGCUAAAGCUCGUGUAAUGGCAUAUUUCGGAGAAGGUGAGGGGCCUAUUCACACUGACAACGUAAAGUGCACAGGUGGGGAGCUUUCACUGAUUGACUGCAUCAAACAACCAUUUGGGACACACAACUGUCGCCAUAGCGAAGAUGCCGGUGUUAUUUGUAACUAUGGGUUACAGAAGGAUUCUCCUGAGGUCAAAGAGGCAGUGGGCUCCAUGUGUGGUCUAAGACCCUCUCAUACACGUCAGAAGAGAAUAAUAGGCGGGGAGAACUCGCUACGUGGGGGCUGGCCGUGGCAGGCAGCUGUGCGCUUGCGAGGGUCUCAGGCAGAUGGGCGCUUGGUGUGUGGAGCCACUUUGAUCAGCAGCUGCUGGAUUCUGACCGCCGCUCACUGCUUUAAGAGGUACGGUAACAGUACUGGGCUGUAUAAGGUUCGUGUGGGUGAUUAUCACUCUUUGGUUCCUGAGGAGUAUGAGGACGAGUAUGGCGUGGAGAAGAUCGUCCUUCACCCGCGCUACCGCUCUGACAGCAAUGACUACGACCUGGCACUGGUGCGUGUGUCUGGCCACAGAGCUCACCGGGGGGUCCCAGGCCACUGCGUCACGCUGAGCCGCUCCGUGCUGCCCGCCUGCCUGCCAAUGCGGAGGGAAAAAGUGCCAAAGGGCAUUGCCAACUGCUACAUCACAGGCUGGGGAGACACAGGUCGUGCAUAUUCAAGAACUCUCCAGCAGGCCUCGAUUUCAAUGUUGAGCAAGCGUCAGUGCGAGCAGCGCUAUUCUGACCAGUUCACCAGUCGCAUGCUGUGCGCCGGCUCCUCCCACGACAACCACCGCGUGGACAGUUGCCGUGGAGAUAGCGGCGGUCCGUUGGUGUGCGAGAGACCUAGCGGGAGUUGGGUUGUAUAUGGGGUCACAUCAUGGGGUCACGCGUGUCGACUGCAAGAUGCACCCGGAGUCUACACAAAAGUCUCAGCCUUCAUGCCCUGGAUCAGGAAGGUCAUUGGCAAGUAGGAACCAGAAAAAUCAACCUGUACCAGACAUUCUGACUAUGCGGGCAGAAAAAAGAGGCACAAUUUUAGAGUAAGAAGACUUAGAGCUAAAUAGAUUCAUUUUAGAUAAUAGUUUAAAACAUUUUCAUAACACUAAGUCUUAAAUGGCAGAGAUAAUUACAUAUUGUCUGUCAUUAAACAGUCAUCAAAAAUGUUUACUUUGCAAAUACUACAAAAAAACACUAAACAAAAAACUAAUCAGUAUUUUUGUUGUCCAGUAAAAAUAUCUAAACAUUCUUAAAUGAAAUAUACA